AUGCAUGCCUCCUGCCACUAUAUCAGACGCCUGUCCUCAAGAACUCUUGGCAUCACUCACCAGCGAGACGUGGAGCUCAUACACGUUCAGCCGUUGGAGGGUCUGUGGACUGUUCGUAUCUGUUUUUCCAUUUCUGAAGCUUGCAAGACUGCAUCCACAAAGUGGGAUCGCUUAGCUUCAAAAAACCUUCGACACCACUCCCUGAAAACGGUAGUCGGAAGAUGUACUGCCCUUGCUGCAAUGGUCGGUGGUGCAGCCAUGUCUGGACUGGACUCUAGACACGCACAGUGGCUCGCUGACCCGUCAUUGACGGCCCGACAACACAAUUCACGCAUGCGGCCGUUUAUGACUAACGCUACGUCAAAUCGACUAAAAAUUGAGGACAGUUAUCCCUCCAACCUAAGCAGCAAGCGAUUUGGCCUGGCCCCAACUCCCCAUUGGCAUAGCAGUUUUGAAAAUGUGACCCCAAAACUGACAUCUCAACGGCGUGCAGCAAAGGGCGCAAAGAAAGCUACUACUCGUGCUCAUCUGUGCUGUUGUGGCAAGGCAGACCAUCAUCGAUGA
This is a messenger RNA of Echinococcus granulosus, 564 nucleotides long. RefSeq lists its product as hypothetical. The transcript is spliced from 3 exons. The record is from RefSeq and is a predicted model, not a curated record. NCBI's taxonomy places the organism in Eukaryota, Metazoa, Platyhelminthes, Cestoda, Cyclophyllidea, Taeniidae. The coding region runs from base 1 to 564 and encodes 187 amino acids.